Molecule: messenger RNA, 896 nt
Organism: Selaginella moellendorffii
Lineage: Eukaryota; Viridiplantae; Streptophyta; Lycopodiopsida; Selaginellales; Selaginellaceae
Product: 50S ribosomal protein L19-1, chloroplastic
Exons: 5
Coding region: 102-860 (252 amino acids)
Biological process (GO): translation
Cellular component (GO): ribosome
Molecular function (GO): structural constituent of ribosome
Source: RefSeq, a predicted model, not a curated record
GAAAGCAAACGAAAAAGAAAAUUUACAACCAGGUAUCACAGUGGCCAAGUGUUUCCAGGGUUUAGGGGUUCUUGCGUUAAUGUGUGGAUAAGGUUGUGGCGAUGGCGUCGGCAUGCUGCGUCCACCAGAUUUCCAGUCUUUCGCUGGGUAGCAAGCUGCAAGAGUUUCAAGAUAGGCGUAGUGGUGCUGCUACUACACAUUCCUCCUCCUCGGCAGUGCUGGGCUCCAGGACAUGGAAGUUUUGCUCGUACAACCAUCGUAGAUUAAUGCUACAGUCGGCACCAACACCGAGGAGUGGCGCUUCUUCCAUCGUCAAGAGCCAGAGACUAGCGGCGGCAGGCAUGGUUAGAACGAUUGCGACUACUCCGGAUUCGGAGGUGGGAGCGUCCGACACCGAGGGAGACUCGACAACUUCGGAGGUAGCCGAGGUCAUUGAUGUGGAAGCGGAGGAAGGAGCUGAAGAUACCGAAGAAGUAAAGAAGAGCUUGAGGCAACCAAAGGUGAAGAAGAAAUCGCUGGUUCACAUUCUAGAGGCACUUCACAAGCAGGCAAUUGAGGAAGCCACAAAGGAUAGAGACAUUCCAGACCUCAGACCAGGAUAUGUAGUGCAGAUCAGACUCGAAGUUCCAGAAACAAAACGCAGGGUGUCUCUCCUUCGAGGGAUUGUGAUAUGCCGCAGGAACAAUGGAGUGAACACGACGUUCACAAUCAGGAGAAUCUUUGCUGGUGUUGGCGUUGAGAUGGUCUUUCCUCUAUACUCCCCCAACAUCAAAGAGAUAACCGUGCUACAAAAGAAAAAAGUGAGACGAGCCAAGCUUUACUAUUUGCGUAAGAAGCUGGCCAGGUUCUCAACCUUCUGAGUACCAUGCUUUUUGAAUGUAAAUUCAUCUCGUCAA